CAGUAUCAGAGUUGCAUUGUUUCCAGCCAAUCUUGAAAAAUAAAAAUCUACCAACAUGUUGCUACUACGCUUCAUGUUGAUUGUGCCUCUAGCACACGUUGAGCUAUUCUUAAUGCCAAGUCUAACUGACUUAUGGAACCUCGCAAAACUUGGAUGGAAAAUUGGAACAAAAAUCAAAGAAGGAUACGAUACCUACGAGAAGCUCAUGGAAGAUCCCACCGAUGAUACCAACGAAAAAAUAGACAAAGUAAUGAGUCACGUAGUGGAAAUAUCCGGCAAAAUUGAAGGGUUUGAAUCGCGAUUGGAUCAACGAUUAGACAGUAUAGUGGAAUCGUUGGUUAACAGAAUUACACUUGUCCAAAAACUUGACACGUCGUUCCUCGAAUUGCACAAAACUAUUGUGGCCAUUGACAAUAUGUGGGAAAACUAUCUUAAGUAUUCGAAGAACCGCCGAAAUUUCAACAGAGAGACGAUCAUUGAUUUUAUAUCUUGGUCGACUGGACCCCAGCAUGGCGGUCUGCAGGCGUUGCUCAGUCAAAUGCAUCGAUUGGUUGUCCCACUCAGGACCGCAAAUCUGAGAGAAAGUUUACUAAUGACGAUGUUGAAACAUGAACUCGAAGUUCAAUUGAUAAGCUGCGAUGAAGGGGUCUCACAUCAGUCGGUCAUUUUCCAAAUCUAUUACACCGUGGCUCUUACCGAAUUACGAGGAUUUACCAUGACUGCCUAUUCUUAUGGAUUAAAACCAGUAUACAAAAAAGGCAAAUACAUCGCCGAAGUAGAUGAGAUGCGGGCGCGAUUCACAAUGAGGACACGCGAUUAUUUAUUGGCUACGAAAGAGGCAAUGCAAGUUGCUUCAAAGAGGAUUCGUCGGUGUGACCCUAAGGGGGGAUUUAAGAGAGGACAAAGUUUUGCGGAGAUGGAGGAACUCUUCCAAACGUAUGUCGUUAAUGAAGCAGAUAUACAUCAUGGUAACUCCUGCAAAAAGACAUGUGAAACAAUGAAAAAAACUACGUUCCUAAGGGCUACCGACAAAGCUAGUAAAUACGAUUAUUCCAGGCCUUGCAGAGGUGAUAUUAUAGGUUGUAGAUUUGGAGGUGGAAAAAUGACACUUUGUACAGGGGAGUUCCCAAGACGGUAUGAAUGGUUCAAGGAAUCCAAUGGAGCUGUUAAAGGAGACAACAGUAAUGGUUGUCCUAACAAACUCUACUACCCAAGUGGAUGGAAGCGCGGAUUUUAUAAAUGCGACUAUUGUGUAUGCACCUGUGAGGCCAACAGAGCAAAUAGUAAAGCAAAAAGGGCUAUCAGUUUCCGCAACGUACAAGUGAAUAUCCACCAGAACAUGGCGGUUACGGGUGUGAGAAUAGUUCAACACGAUGGAAUGAUUCAUCUUCAACUUCAAGAAGGGCGAAUUGAAGCGGGGGGUAUGAUUCAGAAGAACAGUCAACGGUGGCUGCCCAUCGAAAAAUUGCGAUAUGAGGCGGCCGGUGACGCUGGAAGAUACUGGAUAGAUUACACAAGAGUGAGAAAGGAUCUGAUGAAAGUAGGGGUAGAUUUCGAUUUUAUCACUGGUUCAUCGAGAUCAAUAAAUUUGGACGAUGUUGAGGCUCCAAAAGGGCACGUUGUUGUGGGUGCUCGAUUUAACCGUCCAAAAGGUGAGAAAGACGAUUCGGACAAUCCGAUACGUCUUGAAAUUCUGUACAAGCGUGUUGACUAUGUGAAUGGCAAACUAUCGCAUUCAAAUUCAGAUAAUCCCCAAUGGAUGGGUGUAGACAGCAAACAAUCAAGUCGAACACGAGUCAAGUUUGACGCACCAGAUAAUCCUCUCAAGCAUAAUCUGAAUUUGCCAACGCUGAAACCGAAUCUUUACAUUGAGUUCCGAGAAUCAGAUACAAAGAAGGACGCUGGACAAAGCACGAUUCCAUUCUGGGAUAUCCAAGAAGUAGUCACGACGCCUGCUUUUCCACUUUCAGGCAUUGGUAUAUUCCAUAAAGGCCACAGAGAUGGACUUUAUGGAGGAUACCUUGCAUUGCGCCUACUCUCUUUCGACUUCGCGCAUAACCUCAAUACUACAAUGCCAGAUGAUAUACAAAAAGCAUACAAGGAAAUUUAUGCCGAACCCGUCUAUACCCCAACGGGUGUCUUGUGAGGUCUGAGUUUUGAUUGUUCGGCUGAGUUUUCAAAAUCCUGAAAAAUUAGGACGAUAUUCGUAGGCCGAAAUCUGUAUACCAACGACAUAAUUAUUUGUUCACUACUAUAGGCUUGAGAACUAUGAUACGAUCAAGUCAAUAUUUCCCAUUCUUUGAUGCAAAGUUGUGAGCAAUCCUGGCUUAUAAAUUAACUAUAGAAUCGCUUAUUUUGAAAAUAUGUUAAACACUGUAUGGAACACCCUUGAAAAUAAAGAGAAUCUAAUUUGAAAUCAA
Diachasmimorpha longicaudata is the source of this 2420-nucleotide messenger RNA. RefSeq lists its product as uncharacterized. The record is from RefSeq and is a predicted model, not a curated record. Bases 56 to 2146 code for a protein of 696 amino acids. NCBI's taxonomy places the organism in Eukaryota, Metazoa, Arthropoda, Insecta, Hymenoptera, Braconidae. The transcript is spliced from 8 exons.